GUGUGUGUGUUUCAGAUGAGAUGAGGCGGACGCGGCGAUGAUGACACAUUCACACCACCCUGCUGUAUUUAUUUUUCCCUGACACUCGCUGUAGUACUACAGCCGGAGACCGUGUCUGGCAAACAUUUGAACAGCUUUUGUUUUUAUUAUCCCGAAGUGUACUGUUUCGACUUCGGAGAUAUGACAACGCGGCUCAGUCGCUGAUGUUCAGAUAACCCGUUGCAUAAACACGUCGACUCUCUGCAUGCACUGAGUCCCAGCGGAACACCUGCUGCACUUCGCGGUAACUAUACUGCUAAUAUCCGAACCCACACAGCGGACAGGAUAAACGCAGCGGUUUCACUCAGCAGUAAAACAGGACCGCAGGGGUCUGUCCGCCUGUCCGUGUUGUUCCCAGAACCAGUUUAAGCGACUCCAAUGCGCGUCAGGAAGCUGCGCGGAUAAGUAACUGGUGAGCUCGUAAGAAGUGUGAUUAAUUUAUUUUCUUCAAGACGCGCGUCUCUUCCACCAAUUCAAAAGACUCAGAAAACGGGCGACGGCUGUUUUUUGGAGAGCCGGAGCGGUGUGUUGUCUCCAGUGGCGCGUUGCUAGCCGGAGAAGCCGGUCCCUGGGGAACCAUGGUGGAACUGGAGAAGGAGGUUCUGCCGCUGCCGCCGCGGUACCGGUUCCGAGACCUGUUGCUUGGAGACUGGCAAGCGGACGACAGGGUGCAGGUGGAGUUCUACGUCAACGAAAACACUUUCAAGGAGCGCCUGAAGCUGUUCUUCAUCAAAAACCAGCGAUCAAGUCUGCGGGUGCGGCUGUUUAAUUUCUCCCUGAAGCUGCUGAGCUGCCUGCUGUACAUCGUGAGGGUGCUGCUGGACGACCCGAGGGAAGGGCGUGGAGGCUGCUGGGGGUGUCCGAAACAGCAGAAUAACUCCACCUACCAGCACAGUCAGUUUGACUGGGUUCACAUCAUCUGGGUCAACAGACCGCUACCACUGUGGGCUUUGCAGGUUUUAGUGGCACUGAUCAGCCUGUCCGAGACCAUGUUGCUUGUCUAUCUCAGCUAUAAGGGCAACGUGUGGGAGCAGGUGCUGCGAGUGCCGUUUAUCCUGGAAAUGAUCAGUGCAGUCCCCUUCAUGAUUACAGUUGUUUUGCCUUCUCUCAGGAACCUGUUCAUCCCUGUGUUUCUGAACUGCUGGCUCGCCAAGCAUGCUCUGGAAAACAUGAUAAACGAUCUCCACCGAGCCAUACAGAGGACUCACUCGGCCAUGUUCAACCAGGUCCUGAUUCUCAUCUGCACCCUGGUCUGCCUCAUGUUCACGUGUAUCUGUGGGAUCCAGCAUUUGGAGCGAGCCGGCAACAACCUGACGCUGUUCGACUCGCUGUAUUUCUGCAUCGUGACGUUCUCCACUGUGGGCUUCGGAGAUGUCACCCCCAAGAUCUGGCCCUCGCAGCUGCUGGUGGUCAUCAUGAUCUGCGUGGCCCUCAUCGUCCUGCCCAUCCAGUUCGAGCAGCUGGCUUACCUGUGGAUGGAACGUCAGAAAUCGGGAGGGAACUACAGCCGCUACCGCGCCCAGACUGAGAAGCACGUGGUGCUGUGUGUCAGCUGCCUCAAGAUAGACCUGCUCAUGGACUUCCUCAAUGAGUUCUACGCACACCCUCGCCUGCAGGAUUACUACGUGGUGAUUCUGUGCCCAACAGAGAUUGAUGCCCAGGUGCGCAGGGUCCUCCAGAUCCCCCUCUGGUCUCAGAGAGUCAUCUACCUGCAGGGCUCCGCACUCAAAGACCUGGAUCUCAUGAGAGCCAAGAUGGAUGACGCGGAGGCCUGCUUUGUCCUGAGCAAUCGCUUUGAGGUGGACCGCAUUGCUGCCGAUCACCAGACCAUCCUGAGGGCUUGGGCGGUCAAGGAUUUCGCCCCCAACUGCCCCCUGUACGUCCAGAUCCUCAAGCCGGAGAACAAAUUCCACGUCAAGUUCGCAGAUCACGUGGUGUGUGAGGAGGAGUUCAAGUAUGCCAUGCUGGCUCUGAACUGUGUGUGUCCGGCGACCUCCACCCUCAUCACCCUGCUCAUACACACCUCCAGAGGCCAAGAGGGGGGUGCUGGCUCGGCUGAGCGCUGGCAGCGUUCGUACGGUCGCUGCUCUGCUAACGAGAUCUAUCACAUCCAGCUGGAUGAGAGCAAGUUCUUCGGGGAGUACCAGGGCAAGAGCUUCACCUAUGCUUCCUUCCACGCCCACAAGAAGUAUGGGGUGUGUCUGAUCGGAGUGCGGAGGGUGGACAACGCCAACAUCCUGCUGAACCCGGGGCCGUGCCACAUCAUGAGCGGCUCUGACACCUGCUUCUACAUCAACAUCUCCAAGGAGGAGAACUCUGCCUUCAUCUUCAACCAGCAGGAGGCGCUGCGCGGGAGCCACGGCCCGCCGCAGACCAUCUACCACGGCCUGACACGCCUGCCUGUGCACAGCAUCAUCGCCAGCAUGGGCACCGUGGCGAUGGACCUGCACGACUCGGGCAGCAGCGAGGGCAGUCCAGAGAGCGCUGGGGAGGGAGGGAACACGCUGGCGCUGCCGGUACCAGACCCGGCCCGGGAGAGGCGGCACAGCAUCGCGCCCGUGCUGGAGCUGAUGGACAGCGUGCCCUCGCCCUCCUUCGACCUGCUGAGUGACCAGUCUGAGGACGAGGCUGGGCCCGAGGGCAGGGAGGCUGAGCCGGACUGCGGGGGCGCCAGCGAUGGCAGGUGGGUGAAGGGGUACCCCAUGAACUCCCCCUACAUCGGCAGCUCCCCCACUCUGUGCCACCUCCUGCAGGACAAGGUGCCAUUCUGCUGCCUACGUCUGGACAAGGGCUGCCACCACAUCCCCUACGAGGACGCCCGUGCCUACGGCUUCAGAAACAAGCUGAUCAUCGUGUCUGCGGAGAGCGCUGGCAACGGUCUCUACAAUUUCAUCGUGCCUCUGAGAGCGUACUACCGGCCCAAGAAGGAGCUGAACCCCAUUGUGCUGCUGCUAGAGAGCUCACCAGAAGCACAUUUUCUGGAAGCGAUCUGCUGGUUCCCCAUGGUGUACUACACGGUGGGGUCCAUUGAUAAUCUGGACAGCCUGCUUCACUGUGGGGUCACCUUCGCUGCCACCAUGGUGGUGGUGGACAAGGAGAGCUCCAUGAUUGCAGAGGAGGACUAUAUGGCCGACGCCAAGACCAUCGUCAACGUGCAGACCCUGUUCAGGCUGUUCCCCAGUUUGAGUAUCAUCACAGAGUUGACUCACCCGGCCAACAUGCGCUUCAUGCAGUUCAAAGCAAAGGACCACUACUCACCCGCACUGUCCAAACUAGAGAAGAAAGAGCGUGAGAAAGGUUCCAACCUGGUCUUCAUGUUCCGGCUGCCCUUCGCUGCGGGGAAGGUGUUCAGCGUGAGCAUGCUGGACACCCUGCUGUACCAGUCCUUUGUUAAAGACUACAUGAUCUCCAUCACAAGGCUGCUGCUGGGUCUGGACUCGAUGCCUGGCUCUGGUUUCCUCUGUGCUAUGAAGAUCAGCGAGGAUGACCUGUGGAUUCGCACGUACGGACGCCUCUAUCAGAAGCUCUGCUCCUCCACCGCUGACAUUCCCAUCGGGAUCUACCGCACCGAGUCCCACACCCUGCCCGUCUCCGAGUCUCAGGUCUCGAUCAGCGUGGAGGACUGCGAGGACACCAGGGAAUCCCGGGAGCCAAUCAUGUGCCGGGUGAACCACCGUAACUCCACCUCCAGCGACCAGUCGGAUCAGCCAUUGCUGAGGCGCAAGAGCAUGCAGUGGGCGCGGCGGCUGAGCAGAAAGGGGGGGCGGCACUCCAACAAGACCAGCGCAGCCGAGCGCAUCACGCAGCAGCGCAUGUCUCUGUUCCGACGCUCCGAGAGGCAGGAGCUCAACUCCCUCGUCAAGAACCGCAUGAAACACCUGGGCCUCUCUCCCUCGGGAUACAAUGAAAUGACGGAUCACGGCAACACUCUGUCCUACAUUCUCAUCAACCCUUCCCCUGACACCCAGCUGGAACUCCACGAUGUUGUGUACCUGAUCAGACCAGACCCUCUGUCGCUGGUGUCCAGCCAGGCGGGCAGUCGAACGGGCAGCUCGAGGAGAAGUGAUGGGUACCGCUUCAACACGCGAGACAGCACCCACCUGUGAGGGGGACCGACGGCCACAAACUGGACAGGCAGGAGACUCCUGGCUCUGGGUUCAGAUUUGAUCAGUCCCCACAAUGUCAACAAGUUUACAAACAUCACCAGGACUUACAAUCAGAAAUGUGCUUUUAAAUGCGUUUGAACAACAAAUGCCUUUUGCCCCAAUUCAGCGCACAUCUCUCUUUAUAACACUGGUCAGGAGCUAUAGGUAGAGACCCUGCAAUUCGUGUCCCGCUAAUGUAAGUGUGAGGCAAACGGGAGCCUUACCCACCUUACAACCUGUUCUGCAGUAUAAAGGGAAGCCUUAUUUAUAACAAGGAGCACUCUUGAGAUUUUAUUUAUUUAUUUAUUUUUUUAUGAAAAGGGACCAGCCAACACCAAGUUGUGUUUUAGAUGCAGUUACAUCAGGGAAAACGCUUGUGUUUCCUGUUGAAUUACCUAUUCAAAUUCCGAAACGCACUUUGUUUCGUCACACGAAAAGCCUUAGUACCCAACUGCCACCUGUUGUCAAGCGCUCUUUAUUCUCAU
Polyodon spathula (Mississippi paddlefish) is the source of this 4669-nucleotide messenger RNA. RefSeq names its product potassium channel subfamily T member 2 (gene kcnt2b). The record is from RefSeq and is a predicted model, not a curated record. The coding region runs from base 618 to 4145 and encodes 1175 amino acids. Gene Ontology annotation, biological process: potassium ion transport. Gene Ontology annotation, cellular component: membrane. Lineage: Eukaryota; Metazoa; Chordata; Actinopteri; Acipenseriformes; Polyodontidae. Gene Ontology annotation, molecular function: intracellular sodium-activated potassium channel activity. The transcript is spliced from 29 exons.